UUGGAAGGGGCAGCAUAUAUAAAGGCAGAAUGUUUUAGUUGUUUAGACAGAAUAUCAGUUCCCAGAUUGCUUGAAGUGAUACUUAUAAUGUGGCCCUUUCUGUUUAGAUACGUGGUGUUGUUCAGCGUUCUCAUUUUCCUUGUAGCCUCGAGGCCAGAGUGGUGUGACUUGGAUGUGGACAAAGGCUACGGAGUUCUUGUGCAGCCGAGGUAUUUUUUUAGUAAGAAAACUAAAAUAUGUCAUGUAUUUUUAUAUAACGGACAAGGAGGAAAUGCUAACAAUUUCCAUACUUUUAAGCAAUGUAUGGACACUUGUUGGAUUGCGGAGAAAUAAAAUAAAAAUACUUAGUUCAAUAUGUUGAAAGAAAGCAUGAUAUCUAAACAAAUAAAGUUGAGGUGCUUCUAAUCCAAUUUUAAGUUAA
Messenger RNA from Hermetia illucens (black soldier fly), 421 nucleotides. RefSeq names its product kappaPI-actitoxin-Avd3b-like. NCBI's taxonomy places the organism in Eukaryota, Metazoa, Arthropoda, Insecta, Diptera, Stratiomyidae. The record is from RefSeq and is a predicted model, not a curated record. The transcript is spliced from 2 exons. Gene Ontology annotation, molecular function: serine-type endopeptidase inhibitor activity. Bases 88 to 333 code for a protein of 81 amino acids.